Messenger RNA from Fragaria vesca subsp. vesca, 1511 nucleotides. Its product is annotated as protein notum homolog. Gene Ontology annotation, biological process: cell wall organization. Gene Ontology annotation, molecular function: pectin acetylesterase activity. The record is from RefSeq and is a predicted model, not a curated record. Bases 66 to 1499 code for a protein of 477 amino acids. Gene Ontology annotation, cellular component: plant-type cell wall. The transcript is spliced from 13 exons. Lineage: Eukaryota; Viridiplantae; Streptophyta; Magnoliopsida; Rosales; Rosaceae.
AUUCUCCUUCACUUCAUCAUCAGUGUGAACAAGUGAGUCAGUGAGAAACAGAGAGGAGGAGGAAGAUGAACAAGUUUCAGCUGAAGCUGAAGCUGGAUGGGUGUACAGUGUUGGUGGUAGUGGCAUUGGCAGCUGUCUUUGUCAAUCUGAAUGUUUAUGUGGGUGCUUUGAGUUUGAACGAACCAGUGAGUAUUAUUGAGAAAGAUGCAGUCUUGUUUGAAGACGAACAUGUCUUAGCCUCAGCCUCACCGACACAGCCUCAGCCCCUCUUGGUUGCUCUCACUCUUAUUGACAACGCUGCUUCUAAAGGAGCGGUUUGUUUGGAUGGAACGCCGCCGGGUUACCAUCUGGAUCGUGGGUCUGGAUCGGGUGCAAACAGCUGGCUCAUUCAGUUGGAGGGUGGGGGGUGGUGUAAUACUAUCAGAAACUGUGUUUACCGCAAGACCACUCGCCGCGGUUCAUCCAAGUUCAUGGAAAAGCAAUUGCCCUUCACAGGAAUUUUGAGCAAUAAACCUGAAGAAAACCCCGAUUUCUUCAACUGGAACAGGGUCAAGCUACGAUACUGUGAUGGGGCAUCUUUUACUGGAGACAGCCAGAAUGAGGCUGCUCAACUUAAUUUUCGAGGGCAAAAGAUUUGGUCAGUUGCUAUGGAAGAGUUAAUGUCCAAGGGAAUGCAGAAUGCUAACCAGGCUCUUCUUUCUGGAUGUUCCGCUGGGGGUCUGGCAUCGAUACUACAUUGUGAUGAGUUCCGGGACUUGUUUCCAACCACUACCACAGUGAAAUGUCUGAGUGAUGCCGGGAUGUUCCUUGAUGCAAUUGAUGUAUCUGGUGGGCACACUCUAAGGAAUUUGUAUGCAGGAGUAGUUAGCUUGCAGGAAGUGCAAAAGAAUCUUCCGAAGACCUGUAUCAACCACCUAGAUCCAACUUCUUGCUUCUUUCCUCAGAAUUUGGUUGCAAAUGUUAAGACGCCAAUGUUUCUUCUGAAUGCAGCCUAUGAUGCUUGGCAGCUCCAAGCUAGUUUAGCCCCUCCAUCUGCUGAUCCUCAUGGUUUAUGGAAUGAAUGCAAAUCAAACCAUGCAGAAUGUAAUUCAUCCCAGAUCCAGUUUCUCCAAGAUUUCAGGAAUCAAAUGCUCAAUGCCGUGAAAGAUUUUUCAAUGUCCAGUGAAAAUGGUUUAUUCAUAAACUCUUGCUUUGCUCACUGCCAGUCUGAGAGACAAGACACAUGGUUUGCUGAUGAUUCUCCUCUUCUUGACAACCAGGCAAUUGCGCUGUCUGUUGGAGACUGGUACUUCAAUCGAAGGAUGGUUAAAGCUAUUGACUGUGCAUUCCCCUGUGAUAGCACCUGUCACAAUCUUAACUUCAAAGAGGAUAUAUCUUCUACGACAUUGACAUAUUCUCAGUCCGCAAAGUUGUCUAUUACCAUGCUAAAUCUGCCAAGUGCCUUGUUGAUGCCUAUAACAUGUUCCAGCUUCAUAAUGUGGUUUCGAUUUGUCCACUGAAAACAGAUUGUG